This is a messenger RNA of Penicillium paradoxum, 1182 nucleotides long. RefSeq lists its product as uncharacterized. The record is from RefSeq and is a predicted model, not a curated record. The coding region runs from base 1 to 1182 and encodes 393 amino acids. The transcript has a single exon. Lineage: Eukaryota; Fungi; Ascomycota; Eurotiomycetes; Eurotiales; Aspergillaceae.
AUGUUACUUCGGCACCCUUUUAUUACGCUUCUGACCUUGCUCGCCAUUCCAACGAGGGUGCUGGGAAGAAAAGGAGGCCCUGAUGGCGACAACGACAGUGAUAGCAGUAGUGGAAGCGGCUCCAGUGGCUCCGGUGGCUCCAGCGAUUCCGAUAGCUCCAGCGAUUCUAGCGAUGGCGGGGAUACAUCUUCCACGACCUCAACUGGAUACCAUUGCACAGACACCCACCGCCUCGAUUUUGGCGAUCUCCGGCCCAAUCACUACGAGAAAUACAUCAGUGAAGCACACAGAAACCGGCGCCUCGGUAGUGUUUACAGCGACUGGGAUGGUGUCUAUUUCAAAGGCGAGACUCUCUUCACCUACACGAUCACCAUUCCUACGAAUAAGUCCGCGGAGAGUUCGUCUUCCAUUGAAUGUCCCAUUGGCGAACACACCAUGCGCAUGCUAGGCGUUGCAUGGGUUGCAGCGAAAGCUCCCGGCCCUAAGGGACCUAUUAAUCCCUUUACAGUCGGCUUUAAGGCCUGGGAGAGCAAUAUUCGCGUAUCGGACAUCGACUAUUCAUACAGUCAAUGUGAGAACCUGGAUCUCAUACGUUUCUGUACGACGGUGGACUGGCACAAGAAAGAAGGUGAAAACGACGCCAUGGAUGCUGUGGAGUUAAACAUAACCCAGGCGGCCGAGGACAGCAACAAGAUUGAUUUCGAUGGGGUCUAUGAUCUGAAAGACUGGGCAGAUAGCGAAAGAGAUUCUUUUAGACCCGCGCGCUAUGACAAUGGUGGUCUGUGGGAUCAACAGAUCAUGCUUCCAGAGAGAUUGUGCUCUGAUGGCAACAAAUUGGGCAAAUUGUUUAUUGGCUGGCCUACUGGGACACGCGUCAAUGGAUCCAUGACCAAUGAGACUCUUGAGAUGAAUUUCUCGGGUUCUGUGAAUGGUGCUCAAUUCGAAAGGAUUUACAAUAAACUGUCCUCGCGUGUUGCGACAGCAGAUGUGGCUUUCGAAAUCAAAUUUACGGGUAAAAUUGAUGCGGCGAAUUCCUCGCAGGUGGUUCUGACAGGGGCGUCAAGCAACAAUGCAUCGUUGAUCGCCUUUGAGAGGGCGACCAGUAGUGCCUUUAUUACACGUCUAUCGUGGUACUUCUUACCACUGUCUUUGUUAGUUGCGUUCGGUGUGUUGCUUGUAUGA